GGGUUGAGGGCAGAGGGUAUUUAAUCUCCUCAACCUCUGCCUAUCCUCUUCGUUCUGCUCGCCUCCAUUUUUCCCCCCAUUGAAACAAGAGUUACGCUUCGCCAUUAUCGAUCUCCCCCUUUGUAUUCUCAAUAGUUUGAGAGAGAUGAAGUACGUAUUAGUAACUGGGGGUGUCGUUAGCGGGCUUGGCAAGGGAGUGACGGCGAGCAGCGUAGGAGUUGUUCUCAAAGCUUGCGGGCUUCGAGUUACAUCCAUCAAGAUUGAUCCAUAUUUGAACACUGAUGCGGGAACCAUGUCACCCUUUGAGCAUGGAGAAGUUUUCGUUUUAGAUGAUGGUGGUGAGGUGGACUUGGAUCUCGGGAACUAUGAAAGAUUCCUAGACAUUAAAUUAACCCGUGAUAAUAACAUUACCACUGGAAAGAUUUAUCAGUCCGUCAUUAACAGGGAGAGAAAGGGAGAUUAUCUAGGGAAAACAGUCCAGGUCGUGCCACACAUUACAGAUGCUAUACAAGAGUGGAUCGAACGAGUUGCAAAGAUACCUGUGGAUGGCAAAGAAGGACCUGCUGAUGUUUGUGUUAUAGAAUUGGGAGGAACUAUAGGUGAUAUAGAAUCAAUGCCAUUUAUUGAAGCAUUGGGACAAUUUUCGUAUCGUGUAGGCCCUGGUAAUUUCUGCCUUGUUCAUGUGAGUCUUGUACCAGUUUUAAAUGUAGUUGGAGAACAGAAAACUAAGCCAACCCAGCAUAGUGUUCGAGGUUUGAGAGGACUUGGGUUGACACCAAAUAUUCUGGCUUGCCGCAGUUCAUCGGCACUGGAAGAAAACGUAAUAGAAAAACUCUCAAGAUUUUGCCAUGUUCCGGCUGCAAAUAUCAUUACUCUUCAUGAUGUAACAAAUAUCUGGCACAUUCCUUUGCUUCUAAGGGAGCAAAAGGCGCAUGAAGCAAUAUUAAAAGAAUUGAAUCUUCAAAGUGUUGAUCGAUACCCAGUGCUGGCGGAAUGGACAGCUAGGACUAAACUCUGUGAUACACUUCGUGACCCUGUCAGGAUUGCUAUGGUUGGGAAAUAUACUGGUCUUUCUGAUGCUUAUCUAUCUGUCUUAAAGGCCCUUCUGCAUGCUUCCGUAGAAUGCCAUAAGAAACUCGUAGUGGACUGGGUUGCUGCUUCUGACCUUGAAGAUGCAACCGAAGAAGAGGCCCCUGAUGCUUAUGAAGCAGCGUGGAAUCUUCUGAAGGGUGCGGAUGGUGUAUUAGUUCCCGGAGGUUUUGGUGACCGAGGGGUCCAAGGGAAAAUGCUUGCAGCACAAUAUGCUAGAGAAAACAAUGUCCCAUUUCUUGGCAUUUGUCUUGGCAUGCAGAUUGCUGUCAUCGAGUAUGCUCGUUCUGUGAUGAAUUUACAAGAUGCUAAUAGCACAGAGUUUGAUCCAGAUGCAAAGAAUCCAUGUGUGAUAUUUAUGCCAGACGGUUCAAAAACCCAUAUGGGGGCUACAAUGAGACUAGGAUCAAGAAGGACUUAUUUCCAGGUUAAAGACUGCAAGUCUGCAAAGCUGUAUGGUGGUGUCAAUUAUGUAGAUGAACGGCAUCGACAUAGAUAUGAGGUAAAUCCUGAUAUGGUAUCAAAACUUGAAAGUGCUGGCCUCAACUUUGUUGGUAAAGAUGAAAGUGGAAAUCGUAUGGAGAUUCUUGAGCUGCCGACUCAUCCCUAUUAUGUUGGAGUUCAGUUUCACCCGGAGUAUAAAUCAAGGCCUGGAAAACCUUCACCUCUUUUCUACGGCCUCAUAAAGGCCUCAUGCGGGCAAUUGGGUGCAUGGCUGCAAACUCCCACCCCUGUCAAUAACAGGUUCUUGAUUACAAGAACUACUAUAAGCAACGGUGUGGCCAAACCAAAGGCAUACCAAAAUGGCAACACGAAAAUGCUUCUAAACGGAAGUUACUACUCCAAUGGCAAUGGCGUGCAUGCAUAACAAAUGAGAUGCCUGUGCUGUUUUCUUAUUUUAUAUUGUGGUUUUCUUUGUUCAAUUUUGUUUCGGGCAAAGUGGACUUGUCUGCAGACAGUAACUUGAGCAUAUGUUAGACUUGAUAGCUUGAGGGAGUUUGCAGAGUUGGAGAUUGUUCCUGGUUUUUUUGACAAGGAACAAGCUCGUAUUAUCUUUCGAUCCAUAAUAGGGCUUGGGAGUUUCUUUUUUCUUUAAAUCCUUUCCUCUUUUUUUUUUCUUCUUGAUAAGCUCAAGCGCUUGAUUUUGUUGAAGGGGACUUUUUUCAUACAUUGUAUAAAGAGAAUAACCGGUAGGAAUUGAAGUAUAUGGAGUAAUGUUGAAGAUAGUUCGUUGUGGUA
Molecule: messenger RNA, 2328 nt
Organism: Asparagus officinalis (garden asparagus)
Lineage: Eukaryota; Viridiplantae; Streptophyta; Magnoliopsida; Asparagales; Asparagaceae
Product: CTP synthase-like
Exons: 21
Coding region: 146-1957 (603 amino acids)
Biological process (GO): pyrimidine nucleobase biosynthetic process; CTP biosynthetic process
Molecular function (GO): identical protein binding; CTP synthase activity
Source: RefSeq, a predicted model, not a curated record